Messenger RNA from Sycon ciliatum, 3054 nucleotides. RefSeq lists its product as uncharacterized. Bases 380 to 2500 code for a protein of 706 amino acids. The transcript has 8 exons. NCBI's taxonomy places the organism in Eukaryota, Metazoa, Porifera, Calcarea, Leucosolenida, Sycettidae. The record is from RefSeq and is a predicted model, not a curated record.
CGCGUGGGCCCCGAUUCUUGAUCCUUGUACUCUCGAUGCAAGUCACCAGUGUCGUCUGAGCGUCAGGCAGGGCAAACUGGGGCACUGGGGUAGAACAUAUAGCAGGGUAGACUUGUUCAUGGAAUACAGGAAAACACCGAUCGUCCGAGCAGCGUAAAGUACUAAAGAACAGCGUCUGGUCCACCCUCGUAAAGAAACGUUUGGGCGAAAGGAACUGAGUUCUACAAGCUAGAAAGGUUCUUCGUGAAACUUUGGCAUCACAGUUUUGAUUUGGGAGAAGUUCCAAGAACGUUGUUUUGUUCUGACAUACUCGGACAAAUGAAACAGAGCAUCGACUGAUAGAGUAACGAAUGCUCCCAACUGCCCAGGGAAACAACACAUGUUGUCCUUGCCCUUGUCUGAUCAGGCAGCCCUAAGCUUGGAUGGUCGGACCCGCAGAGUACCCUCAUCGACUGACCACAUAAACCGCUACGGCAAGCGUGGCAGGAGUAGCAAGAAAGCUUCGGUCGGCAUGGCGACGUUGGAAGAGGCCUGGGGCAGCCCGGCGUUUCAGGACUUGAAGCCGAUUCUGAUCCUGUGCGUGAGCUCAACGACCCUAGCAGGUCUGGCCCACGGCAAGGGUCUGCUAAGCGAGCAGCAGUGCGAGACGAUCGGCUCUCUCAGCGGCAGAGUCAAGCGAAAUACGCAGCUGCUGGAAUUCCUGGAGAAAAGCGGCGCUGCAGACUUCCACACGUUCAUGGUCCUGGUCAUGCAGCAUGCACCGGAAGAUGUUACGCGCAGAGUUGACCGGCGAUUGAGAGACGCCCAUCCAGCACCGCCGAAGGUCGUCGGCAACCCGUGGCAGAGCGAUGAGUUCGUCGCCCGCGACUACCGGGAGCGAAUCCUGGAGCUGGCCCCCGUGCCGCUGACCCGGGCGGCCGUGAAGCGUGGCCUACUGACGGCGGACAUGGUUGCCAUAGCGCAGCGCAGCGAGAUGCAGAGCGAGCUCCUGCGGACGCGGAGGCCGGCGAAGUUUCACAACGGGCGCGUGCUGGACACGCUGAAGAAGUCCGCCGACACGUUCCGGCCGUUUCUCGACGUUCUCGACGAGCUAGGACAAUUAAGACUGAGAGUGGAACUCGCUUUGCUAUUGAUAGAAGAGAUACCUUCGGUAGGCGCAGACUGCAUUAUAUCCCCUGAACUUGGUGGUCAGGUAGUUGAUGCCGGCAAAGCACAUCUGGAGUUUCCAGACCGAGCAGUAUCGUGCGUUGUCAAAGUCCAAGUAGAACAAGGAUUCAUCGAGAAGAACGUUUUGAUGACGAGUGAGGGUGGUCCAGUGAGGAUAUUAACGGUUGUGUGCUGUCGACCGCACGGACUGAAACUUGAGAAAGAGGCCGAGUUGAUAAUCUACCUGUAUUCAUCGCCGACAAAUCAUACGCUACAUGUCCUGGAGAUGGAUCACAGCAUGGAAAGUUCUGAUGCUGAGCAGAAAGGACUAGUUCAAGCGCGGCUGACUGACAUAACAAGCAUGUGCACAUACAGGGAACACAUCACCUGCAGAAUCUCACGCUUGGCUGAUUUUGUUGUCGUGGCAAUGCCUAAUGAUGUGGAACUGCCAUGCGCCGCCGCCCUGCGACCUCUCCUGGCCGGUAGGAUGCUGCACCGGCCAAUGCUGUAUGUGUUCUUCCGUUGGACCAGCGAGGGUGGUGAGCCGACGACGGGAGAGCUGUACCUGGUGUUCGGGCCUCGCGAUCGCCUUCGCUUUCUCGAGUUUGAGGGCAUGCAGUCGCUUGGCGAGGGGGACAGCUUGUUGCUUAACGGCGGAAUGGUAGCCAAGAUGCGCGUUCAGCUGCCGCAGGGAUGCGGUGUGGCUUUGGACGCAUCACAGCGUGAUACGGAACUGGAGUGCCGGCUCGACCCUGACGGGCUUUUAAAGGUUGCCUCGAUGUGUCUCAAUGUUGCCGUGACGCACCCGUCAUCUGACGAUGCAGCCACCGCAGCCUCCACUGCCGAGGUCGAGACGGCAGCCGCAGAUCCAACUCCCGGGAGCAUCGCGGCGAACGUCCAUAUCUUGUCUUAUGAUGGCGACGGCGAGGUAGUCGCAAAUAUUCUCAAGGAAUUCUGCAUCCCGGAGCCUGGUCCAGACCAUCUCGAUUACGAUCCAUGGCAACAGGCAGCGUUCAGCGACACGGAUUGCGGUGGCCACCGCGACUGGAUCCUAGGCCUGGCCUCAGAGUGGCUGCGGAGCGCGGCCGAACGCGUGCACCUGCUACGGCGCGACACGGUGCUUGCCCUGUCCGAGCUCGACCGGGUACGAGGUUCCCGCGAACACAACACCAUGCUUCUGAGCAUCGUCAUGCGCGGCGGUACCGAGUCGUUCAAGAAGUUCCUCGCGGCCAUCGCGCCACAUGCCAGCUGGCAGCGGUCAUUCCGACGUUUUCUCCAGCAUGGAGACAGCGACCAAGAGAUUGAGGAGGAGGAUGAGGAGGCACUAAGAUGGAACGGGGCUGUGUUGCCAUAACAACCCCAAGAGAGAAUUUCUAUUUUAAAAAUUCUAGUCUGGGUGAUACUACUUUCAUUUUUCCAAAAAUAGUUCAUUUUUAUUCACCAUUCUUGACCUCCUGAUAUGUGUGAUUAGGCUAAUUUGAGCCUAUGAAUUCCGAGCGAAUUCCAUUUUUGACUUUAUGUCGUUAUGUACUGCUCUGAAUUUGUCUUCGAGGCAUAAGUGCUCGAGUUGGGUGUGUGUUACUCUCUCAUCACCGACCCAUCCGCAAACCAUCCGCCCUGCUUCUGUCCCAUUUUCUUUGCCGUUGCUUGCCACACGUACGUGUGUGUAUGUGUGUGUGUGUGUGUGUGUGUGUGUGUGUGUGUGUGUGUGUGUGUGUGUGUGUGUGUGUGUGUGUGUGUGUAUGUGUGUGGGUGUCCCAUAUUGUGCGGUGGUAUGUGCAGUCGAUUUCCAAUCCAGAGGUUGCAGGUUCGUUUCCCGACGAUUCGUGGCCACACACGUCUUUCUUCUCUUUCUCGGACUCCUCCUGACUUUCCCUUCAUUCUCCUGAGAGUUUACCAACAACCAGA